GUUAUUGGCGUUAACGUACGACGUCAGAUAUUUUUGAGGGAAUUUAUUUCAACGAAUUAUUUUAAUACGGUUGAAGGCAUGUUCUUUGUGCAGUGCAUCUUAGCCGUGACAAUGGCGACCUUUCUCGUGACUGCUAAACCCCCUGAAGGAAACAUGACUCCGUGUUUGAAAGAGCAAGAAGCGGCCCAAAGUUCGGGUCAGUUGGGUGUAUUUACUCCCCGCUGUACAGCCACAGGGGAGUACGCUAAGAUGCAGUGUUUCGGGGCAACGUGUUACUGUGUUAACGCUUCUGGAACGAAGAUCCCGGGCUCAGAAGUAACCAAACCAAAGGAACCGGAUUGUAACGAAAACAUGACUCCGUGUUUGAAAGAGCAAAAAGCUGCCCAAAGUUCGGGUCAGUUGGGUGUAUUUACUCCCCGCUGUACAGCCACAGGGGAGUACGCUAAGAUGCAGUGUUUCGAGACGAUGUGUUACUGUGUUAACGCUUCUGGAACGAAGAUCCCGGGCUCAGAAGUAACCAAACCGAAGGAACCGGAUUGUAACGAAAACAUGACUCCGUGUUUGAAAGAGCGAAAAGCUGCCCAAAGUUCAGGUCUAUUGGGUGUAUUUACGCCCCGCUGUACAGCCACAGGGGAGUACGCUAAGAUGCAGUGUUUCGAGAUGAUGUGUUACUGUGUUAACGCUUCUGGAACGAAGAUCCCGGGCUCAGAAGUAACCAAACCGAAGGAACCGGAUUGUAACGAUAAAGAACCAGCUCCAACAAAAGAAUCAACAAAAGAUAUUGAAUCAGCCCCUACAACAGAAUCAUCAAAAGAUCCAAAUGUGAUUUUCCAUUGUUUUGAGAAUGGAGUAGAUGGACAAUACACCGAAUUGCUGUGCCAGUCCCAGUUUGAUGAGACAUCCACCAGUAUGUUCGUGUCUCCUCCUAACCGUCAGGAAGCCUUAACCUGUAACCUUAAAACAGAGGAAUGUGACGACCCCAUGUGGUCAAGAGAUCUCUACACUGUGGAGGUCACAGGCAGCUCAGAGGUCACUGUAACCAUACCUUCGUUCAACCAUAGGAGGGACGCAGGGACGUGGACGUGCAUUGUAGGAUCAAUUAAGAAGGAAUGUGAAAAGAGGUUCUUUGACCCUAACAAAGUACCAGAAGAUCCAUAUCUAAAUUUCACUUGUUUGGAGGAUGGAGUAGACGGACAACGUUCCCAGUUGAUGUGCGCGGUCUAUUACAACCAUGCAUCAACCACAAUGUUAUUGUAUCCGCCUAAUGGUCAAAAAGUGAUAAGCUGUGACCUUGAAACAACUCAGUGCGACAAAAGAUCAAGCGCGAAAGAAGGCGACUACCUGUACUUUGUCGAGUUCACUUGGAGCUCGGAAGUUACUGUAACCAUAUUCUCAUUCAAUCGUACGAGGGACACGGGGACCUGGGCUUGCAGUGUAGGAUCAAUUAAGAAGCAAUGUGAAAAGAUUGCCUUUGACCCUUCAAGACAACCAGCAAAAUUUCCAAUUGUGAAUCUCAAUUGUUUGGAGGAUGGAGAAGCUGGAAAACCCACUGAGUUGAAAUGCACGUCGUCCCUGAUCGAUAAGACAUCCACAUCUAUGUCCUUGACUCCGCCUAAUGGUCGACCGUUAGCCUGUAACCUUCAAACACAUGUAUGUGAUGACCUGUGGGAAGAAAGUGUCUACAGUCUUAAGUUCACUGACAAGUCAGAGGUCACUGUAACCAUACCUUCGUUCGACCAUAAGAGGGAUGCAGGGACCUGGGCUUGCAGUGUAGGAUCAGUUAAGAAGGAAUGUGACAAGAUUGCCUUUGUUUCUACAAAGAGUAAUGCACCAUCCUGCUUCGUGGCAAACACUUCCAUCAUGCUGCAGUUCAUUGCCAUAUUGUGUAUCAUGACCCUCACGAAGAACCAGGUCCCUGUGUGUAUUUUCUAGCUGGUCGAUCUAGCUGCUAGCUGCUGGUUGUGUCUUCAACUAUGUAAUUCACCAGCUAGCGGAUCAUCUAUUGGAGAUUUUCACCCUGGAGUUUCCUGAGAUUUUCUUCUUCAUUGUAGUUCUCAUGAUACAAGUCUGACCACCAUAAACAUACUUUAACGCUUUUCAUUUUAACAGUCAUUUGAAAGAUCAUAAUUAAUCGCUCAGUUGUUACAUUUUUAGGUAAGCAGUGCUUAAUUGCAUGUCAAAUGUUUAAAAGGGUUAAAAUUUAUUAUACAAUUAAUGGAUAUAAUCUGUAGGGUCUCCACGAGUUCUCGGGCACAUGUUGAAUCUAGCAAGACUUGAGUCCAUUCACAGGACUCAAGUACCCGUGCAAGGAAGGACACUCUCAUUUAAUUAUAUUUUUCAACGUCAUUUUGGCAUAUUGCUUGCUGCCGGUGACGUUAUAAGGGCUGUAAGACAUGUAUAUGAGAAACAAAAGUCGUAUGUGUGGCAUGCAAUACAAUGGCAUAAUUUGACAUCUGUGUUCAUUGCUGCAAUUAAGAUGCAUAUAAUGAUAUUUUACUUAAUUCCUUAGUCUCAUUAUCAUCUAGUGUAAGUGUCGGGUACUCGGGUCCUGGUCGAGUUUGACCCUCGAGUACUCGAGUCCAAUAUUUUGGAGUCAUGGAGGCCCUAAUAAUCUGACCCAUGCAUUCGGUUCUAAUCCAUGUCUGAAUUUUGUAAAACUCUUUCCGUUAAAGUGUAAAGAUCUCAAUUAUUUAUAAUAUAGACUAAAUUAUUAAUAUUUUGUGUUCAACAGUUCACUGAAUACGAACACUGUUUGUGAUAUACAUGUACCUUGUAAAUAGUUCUGUAUUAUUUGUUUUAAAAGAGUGUUAGGUUAGGGAGGGUGUGUAUACAAAUACUGUGAAUUUCCACGGAAGUGAAGGAUACUAGCAUCUUCUUUUAUCUGGGAAAUUAGUAUAAUGGUUCUCAUCGAAUUGGGGGUAUGGGGUCCCUAUAUAUGAUAUAACCAGGUUUUCUGCCAGAGAGUAAAACGGGUAUGGCGCCAUACCCAAAAUAUUGUGUAGAUUUUUUAAAUUAAAGUUAACCUUUUGACAAAAUUAAUUAUUAUUAUCAUUACUGUAUAAGUUUCUUAACGCUAACCCCAAACUCAAUACCAUAGUGCCAUACACAAAAAUUUCUUUCUGGCAGAAACACUGAUAACUUGUUUGUCUCGUUGAUUCGGGGGGAGGAGAAGGGGGGCACUAUAUAUGAUAUAAUUUGUUUGUUUUGGAUUUUUUCAUCGGGUUUUAAGUUGGGGAGGGUGUGCAUAUGAAUUUCCUAGGAAGUAAAGGAUACUAUGAUCUUUUAUCCGGGAAAUGAGUACUUAUUGAAUCAGGUUGUGGGGGGGGGGGGGGGGGGGGGGGGGCAGCAUCACUUGUGUACCCACAAGCAUAUCCUGAUCUAUCUCAAAACUUGGUUAUGUAUUAUAUAUUUAAAGUGUCAUCUUUAAAGAUGUAUGGUUUUUUUGUAAAUGAUAACACUAAUUUGUUCACAGGACUCUUGAUGACUAGCCAUCAGAUAAGUGAUUGAAAUAUUUUUUGUAAAUGAUAACACUAAUUUGUUCACAGGACUCUUGAUGACUAGCCAUGAGAUAAGUGAUUGAAAUAUUUUUUGUAAAUGAUAACACUAAUUUGUUCACAGGACUCUUGAUGACUAGCCAUGAGAUAAGUGAUUGAAAUAUUUUUUGUAAAUGAUAACACUAAUUUGUUCACAGGACUCUUGAUGACUAGCCAUGAGAUAAGUGAUUGAAAUAUUUUUUGUAAAUGAUAACACUAAUUUGUUCACAGGACUCUUGAUGACUAGCCAUGAGAUAAGUGAUUGAAAUAUUUUUUGUAAAUG
Messenger RNA from Gigantopelta aegis, 3816 nucleotides. RefSeq lists its product as uncharacterized. Lineage: Eukaryota; Metazoa; Mollusca; Gastropoda; Neomphalida; Peltospiridae. The transcript is spliced from 15 exons. The record is from RefSeq and is a predicted model, not a curated record. Bases 79 to 1932 code for a protein of 617 amino acids.